AUGGCAUCAAAUGUGCUUCCACCGGAUCUCAAGAUCAUCUCGUCUCUGCGUUACGAUCCUGCGCUCGCAGCCAUAGGCAAGCAAAGAGCCGCAAAAACCUCACCCGAUGCCUUGAGUACACCGUACUACCUCCUCCCUUAUCACCAAGAACGGCUCCGAAAUGCAGCGACGUGUUUUGACUGGGAAACUGCUUUGGCUUUUCUGGAGCAAGGCACAAAUGAGUUUGUCAAAUUUCUCGACACUUUCAUUCCGGAUGAUACCAAACCCUGGCGCCUCCGCAUUGUUAUGGAUAGAUUGGGCACGUGCGAGGUCGAGGUCAACCCAGCAACAUCGAUGGAUCCGCUGAACUUUCUACUUCCCUCCGAUACGAGCCCUCAAACCACGACAUGGCUGGUCUACGUCGAUACCGAACGCAUAGCCCCCUCCGAAUUUACGACGCACAAGACUACAGCCCGCGACUUCUACACAGCUGCAAGGCUUCGGUCGGGAAUUGUUUCUCUACUAGAGCAGGCGGAAGUGCUUCUGGUAAACCCAGCGGGUCACAUAAUGGAGGGCAGCAUCACAACGCCAUACUUCAGACGAAGGAACACUGCGGGAGGGGAAGGAGGCCCAGCGUGGAUCACACCGCCGCUUUCAAGUGGUGGCAAUGCUGGAACGACAAGACACUAUGCUUUGGCAGAAGGGUUUUGCACGGAGCGCACAAUAGCAGCCACUGACCUAGUCGAUGGGGAGGAGUGUUGGCUCAGUAAUGGUGUGAGGGGGUUCAUCCGCGGUAAAAUCGUACUAAAGCGCAUCCCCAACGCCACCCCAGCUUCAGUGCCUUUCCCCGUUGCCCCCCCUCCCAAUUCACUCUGCCUCAAUCCAUCAAUCCAGUCUAAUGUCUCCACCUACGACUACUCCUUCCCGGCCGUGUCGCUGGCCUACUUCCUUCGCUAUCCUAACCCUUACUCUCGCCAUGUCCUGACCACCGAUGUCAUUGACCGCUAUGUUGAUCCCGCGACCCAGCGUCUCCACACCAUCCGUCUCCAUCUGAAGAAAUCCAAAGUUCCUUCGGGAAUCCUUAAGUUGCUUCCCAAGGGAAUUGGUGGAUCCGACAAUUCCGGCCAGAGCUACAUCCUUGAAACGACUAUUGUCGACGCCAAAGAGGGCUGGAUGCAGACAGAAUCGCGUAAUAUGGAAUGGACGGGGAUCUUGAGUGUGGUGGAGAAGCAAUUCUACCAGAGUCAGCCGCUCGAAGGCGCUAUCGACGCGCUUGAAGGGCUUUCUCUCGAUGACAAGAGAAGCGAGCAGACUACGGUACGGACAACCGUCACUUUCCGCUCCCGGUUUGGUCAAGGAAAGUUGCUAGGUAGAAAGAAGGCCGAGCCGAGUAGCGAUCACAACGGGGAUUACGAGGAAGAGGCUCCUAAAAGGGGCUUUUUCAGCUCGUUGUCCACGGCGGGAAUCCAACGCACAAUUGAGUUGAUUGGGUUGAAUCGUACCCGGGAUGCUGUGCUUAAGAGCAAGCAAGGUAUGAAUGUGGUCCUUGAGCGAUUGCGCAGUGGGGGCAUCGUGGGCGUUCUUGAAGGCAUGCGUCAAGAUCGAGAGGCUAUCUAUGGGCCGGAGGGUGGUCCUUGGAAGCGUGUUUGGCUAGCGGGCAACGGGCAUGCGUCUACUGAAGAUGAUGACCACUGAUUUCGAUAUUCUCAACUACCUGGAAGGAAAGGCGAUUAACACUGGGAAACAUACAUGCGGCAUUCAAGCGUGGCGCUCUGGCGUUUGGGACAUUUAUUGUUUUGUUUGCGACGGACACUCUCCUAUUUUCUUUGACACUUUAUCACCAUCACAUCAACAUCAACACCAACAUCGGACAUAUGCAUGUUCUCGAACUAGGUAUACGACGAGCCAUGUUACGGAUCAAAACAUUGUGUAUAUUAGGAAAAGGUUGGCGACCGGUCGGCUACUUUUACUGAAUUCGGUGGCACCUAUUGUACAAUAUCAUCAACUUCACAAUUACUUUACUUGUUUUCUUUGCACGCGUUAUCUAUUCUGUAUCAAUCGUAAGAUAUAAUGAUUGAUAACUAAAGUC
Messenger RNA from Aspergillus sclerotioniger CBS 115572, 2068 nucleotides. RefSeq lists its product as uncharacterized. The transcript is spliced from 3 exons. Gene Ontology annotation, molecular function: catalytic activity; phosphatidic acid transfer activity. Lineage: Eukaryota; Fungi; Ascomycota; Eurotiomycetes; Eurotiales; Aspergillaceae. The record is from RefSeq and is a predicted model, not a curated record. Gene Ontology annotation, biological process: phospholipid transport. Gene Ontology annotation, cellular component: mitochondrial intermembrane space. Bases 1 to 1674 code for a protein of 557 amino acids.